AAAUGAGGAAUAAAAGGCAUCAGAUCAUCCAUCAGACUACUGAGCCAUUAGAUGCUUUAUGUACAAAUAAAGACAGAUCUAGAAUUGCAAUUACUGGAAGGACAGUUGUAAAGGUUUUUUCUUCGUGUGAUGAAAAGUUUGAAUUAAUUGCUGAAAGAAACAAGCCGAGAAAGACGAUGUACUUUUCGGGCAGCAUUGCUUGGUGUCCUUUAAGGGAAAAUUUGAUUGCUGUUACUUCUUCUGUUGGAGCGAUUUAUCUUUGGGAUCCAGAAACCACUCAUAACAUUCAAUUCUGCAUGGAAAGCAAAUUGCAAGAUACAUUUGUUACUGCUGGGGACAGCGGUACAAUUCGCUUUUGGGAUGCACGUCGACCAGAUAAACCUUCGAAAGAAUUUAUUGCUCACAGUUCACAGAUCUACAGUAUAGCGUUAAAUCCACAAAUCCAAUCCAAAAAUCUUAUUGCUACAGCUGGUCGUGAUAAAUAUAUUCGUAUUUGGGAUUGGUCUAAAAGUAUGCCGCAAUUUCUUUAUACUGUGGAAAUGAUGGCAAUUGUAACUCGCGUUUCUUGGUGUCCGGACAACUCUUGGCAUGUAGCUUGUUGUUUUGCACCGCCAAGUGGUUUUGUUUCUUCAGACAAUACUAUUUAUGUUUGGGAUAUUCGUCGACCAUUUAUUCCUUUCGCAUCCUUUGAUGCACAUACAAAAACAUGCACUGAUAUGUCAUGGCCAAAAUAUGGAACAGGUGGAACAUUUCUUUCCUGUGGAAAGGAUGGUAAAUUGAUCAUUAACUUCACGAAUGCGCCACUUAGACCUUUUAUUUAUGCAAAUAAUGUUGCACUAGAUACAAACACUUCAUCAACUGAUGAAUUCAUUGUCGCUGUCCCAUCUUCUCGUCGAAAAGGCAGCCCUUUACUUAUGGAUCACUUUGAUUCUUUUCGUCGCCGAUCUCCAAGCAUGAUUUUCUCUAUAUCACCAUCUGAUCCUCUUCUAAUGCCUGUCAAAGCUCUUUAUAAAAUUACUGGAGAUUCCAUUUCUGAACUUUGUGAUUAUAAUGGUCGGGUAGCUGAAUAUAUUUAUAGGGACAGUUUAGCUUAUACUUGGAGGGUGACUGGUUUAUUGGCCUUGCAAGGGGAUAUUGGAACAACAUUGUCUCAUUAUACUAAUCGGCAUGCUCAUUUAGUAUCCUCUUUUGAUAAUGGUCAAAAUGGAUCAUUUGAACGUCUACCAGUUGAUCAUUUUACUCCAAAUUCGAACAAAGCAUUUUUUGACUAUAAUACUAAAAAAGAGCAGCCAAAACAAGCAAUGGAAUGCUUAUCUAAUGUUCACGAAUCUGAAGUUUCAAUGCCUCCAAUUCCCGGAUCACUGCCAUCUCAUAAUGAAUUAAAUACAAAUGAUUUACUUUUUGGAGAUUUGAAUUUUGGAAGUGUUACAGAUGAUGAAGAAUCUAUUGCCACUUCUACUUUCAUUAAUUGCUCACAACUUAAUGAGGAGGUUUUCGAUAUGGGAAGAAGAAAAUACAACAAAAAUCAGCUGCUCAAUUUUUUUGGUGAUUAUCGUCCACAUCAUCAUCAUUUUCACCGUUCUUCGGCACGAAAAAAUCGCCUUCCUUCUCGUAUAGCCGAAGAUCUUGAAUUAGCUUUAUCCUCCAUGAAUUUAACAGAAAGAGAGGAAAUUAAUACUCGGAGAUUAUUUGGAAAAACAAAGGAAGAAAAUGAGGGGAAAGAUGAUGAUGGUUUAAUUGUUGCAAGUAUGAGUACAUUGUCAAAUUCAUCGGAUAAUGACAUUGGACAAUCAGCAUCUGUUGAAGGAGACAGAGAUUUUAUUGAAAAUGUAAAGGAUAUAUCGACAAAAACUGCUGUUUCUGAUAGUGAAGGAGCUGACUCACAAUUUCAAAUUGAAUUAGAAACUAGUUUUUCAUGUUUAUCACAAUGUACACAUAAACAAUGUUCUUCCUUUCAAUUUGACAUAUUGCCUUCACUUAAAUCGUUGCUUGAAUUCUUUUCAGAUUUAGGGGAUGUUCAAAUGUGUGCAACGAUCUGUAUGGUUUUUGGACAGAAAAUUGUUGAUUAUAAAUUAGUUACUCCAAGUCAAGUAGAUAUUUGGUUUCUCGCUUAUAUAGGUACAAAAUUUUUAAAGAAUUUUUAUUUUAAUUUUUAA
Molecule: messenger RNA, 2156 nt
Organism: Meloidogyne enterolobii
Lineage: Eukaryota; Metazoa; Nematoda; Chromadorea; Rhabditida; Meloidogynidae
Source: the annotation of a GenBank genome assembly